Molecule: messenger RNA, 1936 nt
Organism: Mauremys mutica (yellowpond turtle)
Lineage: Eukaryota; Metazoa; Chordata; Testudines; Geoemydidae
Product: cytochrome b5
Exons: 6
Coding region: 102-542 (146 amino acids)
Cellular component (GO): mitochondrial outer membrane; intracellular membrane-bounded organelle
Molecular function (GO): heme binding
Source: RefSeq, a predicted model, not a curated record
CUUGCGCGCGCGGUGAUAAGACUGCCCCGAGACGGGUGGGGAGGCCCUCGGUGGAGAGCCGCUGUUACCAGAGGAGGGUCGCGCGCUGCUCAGCGGGGGAGAUGGCGGCGGCGGGUGCCCGCGAGGCGUGGCGGGGCCGUUACUACCGGCUCGAGGAGAUCCAGGCGCACAACCACAGCCAGAGCACCUGGAUCCUGCUGCACCACCGCAUCUACGACCUCACCAAGUUCCUGGAGGAGCAUCCAGGUGGUGAAGAAGUCCUAAGGGAGCAAGCUGGAGGAGAUGCUACUGAAAGCUUUGAAGAUGUUGGCCAUUCCACAGAUGCCAGAACUCUGUCUGAGACAUUCAUUAUAGGGGAGCUUCAUCCUGAUGAUAGAGACAAAGUUCAGAAACCAACGGAAACACUUAUUACCACUGUGGACUCUAAUUCCAGGGCAUCUUGUCAUCUUACCAUGAAGAUUUUACACUUCAUCUUGAAGUUAAGAGGUUACCUUGUUCUAGAGAAGAGCUGGUAUGCUACUAAUGCAGGAGAUGCUUGGUGAUCUUACUAGUGCUGCUGCUGUCGCUAGCUACUCUGGAUGCCUUAUUGUUGGUGGACCAGUUGGGUGAUCCCAGCAAUAGCAGCAAUUAUUGUGGCCCUGAUGUAUCAUUUCUACAUGUCAGAGUAAGCGUCCUACUGAGAACCAAUACAAGGAGAGACUGAUUUGGGAAAGAAAACAGAAGCCAUCUUAACCCACUACACUUCCUGACAAAAGAAUAAUAGCUGAAAAGAAAUUUUUAAAAUUGAACUUUUCCAGAUAACUUUCUGCUGUGCACUUUCUUCUUAAUGCUACCUUUUACUCACUGUUUAAGCGCUAAAGGUAGUGUGAAUCUUUUGUAUAACACUGUUUUAUUCUCUAAUGAACCAUUUGAGAUAACGCUGAUUUCUGUAUUACAACAGACAUGUAUGUACCAGCCUGAAACUUGUAACAUUGCUUCUUUUAACGUUUAUUAAGGCUCUGUCUGAAUUUAAUAUGAAUCCGUCAGCCCUAAAUAACUAUGAAAACUGGUGGGCAUGUGUCCAUGAAAACACUGUUCAUUUUACCUUUUACCCAUAAUCUUGUAUUCUUUGCUUGCACUCUAGCACUGCUUUCAAAUCAAUUGUUUUUUCUUUCUACAUAAAGAAACAAAUUCCAUUUUUUAACCUUUUAUUUAAAAAUAAAAGGGAGAAAGCUCUGUAGUAGUAGGUCUAAGGGUCUGUAAAGCUUGUAAACAUACAUAGUGUGUAGCCUGUACAAUGUGUGGACCUACAUGUCAGGCUGUACAAUGGCCUACUUAAAAGCUUCCUGACAUCUUGGUACCUAGGACUGGUACAGAGUGCUACCAUAAAAAAGCCAGAUUGCUUAAUUCAGUUGCUCUUUAGAAAACCAUCACCUGAAGCAUAGUGAAAAUGAAACUUAGGUUAAUGUUUAUAUGAAAUGUCCCAAUUAUUUCCCUAUCUAUUUUGAAAAAAAAAAACCACAUACAAAUCAAAAGCUCUUUUAUUGGUUCUGCCUUUUUGGGGGAAAAUAUUUUAUGUAAUUUCCACAACAGGUAAUUUUUCUAAGUGGAGCAAAAUAUUGCUUUUUAGCAACCAGAGCUCUGUACUGACAUGACUAUAACUUAUCCUACAACUUGAGUCAAAUCUUUAGGAAAUCUUCAAUUUAAAGCUAUGGUUCCUAGUGAGUAAAACUAGUUAUCUAAAUCUGCACUAAUGACUCAGUUUACUGUGCUCCUUAGUACUAAGGAAAAAAGGUAACAUACAACUUGUACUUAUCAUGAAAUAACUCCUUGGGAUAGGAAUCUUGCUGUUUUCGUUUUCUGGGGCAAUGUUUUUAACUUCUGCUACUAUAUUUUCUAUGUAUUUGUAUGCACAAUAUUCAUGAAUAAAAGCAAAUCCCUGGUGUAUCUUCCCAUA